CCCACCAUGACCACCUCUCUCGACGCUCUCAAGCAGACUGGCACCGUCGUCGUCUCCGACUCCGGUGACUUUGAGUCCAUCGAUGUUUACAAGCCCCAGGAUGCGACCACCAACCCGUCGCUCAUUCUCCAGGCCGCGAACAAGGAAGCCUACCAGCGCCUGAUCGACAAUGCCGUCAAAUUCGGCAAGCAGAAGGGCGGCGACCUUGAGAACCAGGCCAAUGCCGCCAUGGACCGGCUCCUCGUCGAAUUUGGCAAGGAAAUCCUUGCCAUCAUCCCCGGCCGCGUCUCCACCGAGGUCGAUGCCCGCCUGUCCUUCGACAAGCAGGGGACUAAGACCAAGGCAAAAGAGCUCAUUGCUCUGUACGAGUCGGUCGGCAUCAAGAAGGACCGAGUGCUGAUCAAGAUCGCCUCGACGUGGGAGGGCAUCCAGGCUGCGCGGGAGCUCGAGCGCGAUGACGGUAUCCACUGCAACCUCACGCUUCUGUUCGGCUUCCCGCAAGCUGUUGCUUGCGCAGAGGCCGGCGUGACGCUGAUCUCGCCCUUCGUCGGCCGUAUCCUUGACUGGUACAAGAAGAACCAGCCCAGCCCUGACUACGUUGGCGACAAUGACCCCGGUGUGCAGUCUGUGAAGAAGAUCUUCAACUACUAUAAGCAGUACGGCUAUAAGACGAUUGUGAUGGGUGCCUCGUUCCGCAACAGUGGCGAGAUCAAGGCACUUGCUGGGGUUGACUUCUUGACCAUUGCCCCAGCUCUGCUUGAGGAGCUAAAGAACGACACUGCGCCUGUCCCUAAGAAGCUCGAUUCUGAGGCUGCCCGCACUCAGGCCGAGAAGAUCUCCAAGGUCACCUACAUCGACAACGAGGCCGAGUUCCGCUGGGCCCUUCUCCAGGAGCAGAUGGCUUUCGAUAAGCUCCAUGAGGGUAUCAAGAAGUUCGCUGAGGACGGCGAGACCCUCAAGAAGCUCCUCCGCCAGAAGCUCUCAGCCUAAGCGAUGGGGUCCAGAGUGGGCUUUACCACAACGGUGCUCCCCUCCUAGAUCAGGCGACUCUUCUCGUGCGAGUCGAGCUCGAUAUAUCAACUAAUACUAGGAGCAAAGGGAGAGAAAGAAAAAAAAUGGAUGUAUCAAUAAGCGAAGAGAAGUUGUAUCACUUUAAUUGUAGCGCCCUUUAGUGGAAUAGACAGUCUACCUUUCGGCCUCGAG
This is a messenger RNA of Phanerochaete carnosa HHB-10118-sp, 1203 nucleotides long. RefSeq lists its product as uncharacterized. The record is from RefSeq and is a predicted model, not a curated record. Gene Ontology annotation, molecular function: transaldolase activity. Bases 7 to 990 code for a protein of 327 amino acids. NCBI's taxonomy places the organism in Eukaryota, Fungi, Basidiomycota, Agaricomycetes, Polyporales, Phanerochaetaceae. The transcript has 5 exons. Gene Ontology annotation, biological process: carbohydrate metabolic process; pentose-phosphate shunt; pentose-phosphate shunt, non-oxidative branch. Gene Ontology annotation, cellular component: cytoplasm; intracellular anatomical structure.